AUGGCCACUGACAAGAUCACCUUUUUGACCAACUGGUAUGCUAACAGCCCACUGGAGCAAAGCUUUCAAUAUCUCGAUUGCACGCCACCCCGUACCACGCCCCCCCUCUAUCUCGCCCAGUCUCGCGGCUACUUCAAGGAUGAGGGACUCAAGGUCGCCCUUCUGGAGCCCAACGACCCGUCCGAUGUCACCGAGAUCAUUGGUAGUGGUAAGGUCGACAUGGGUUUCAAAGCGAUGAUCCACACGCUGGCUGCGAAAGCUCGCAACUUCCCGUCUAGCGGCAUCACCCCGGACUUCCGCUCCCUGAAGGGCAAGCGCAUCGGCUACGUCGGCGAGUUCGGCAAGAUCCAGAUCGACGAGCUGACCAAAUACUACGGCAUGACCGCGGACGACUACACCGCCGUUCGCUGUGGCAUGAAUGUCACCAAAGCGAUCAUCCGCGGCGACAUCGACGCGGGUAUCGGUCUCGAGAACGUGCAAAUGGUCGAAUUGGCCGAAUGGCUUGCUGAGCAGGGUCGCCCCCGCUCUGACGUUCAGAUGCUGCGCAUUGACCAGCUCGCCGAGCUAGGCUGCUGCUGCUUCUGCUCGAUCCUGUACAUCGCCAACGACGCAUUUAUCGCCGCCAAUCCGGAGAAGGUGGCCAAGUUCAUGAAGGCUGUUAAGCGGGCCACUGACGAUGUGCUUGCCAACCCCGCCGCUGCGUAUGAGGAGUACAUUGAUGUCAAGCCCAUCAUGGGCACCCCUGUCAACCGCAAGAUCUUCGAGCGCUCGUACGCGUACUUCAGCCGGGACCUGAAGAACGUUCAGCGUGACUGGCAGAAGGUCACCAACUACGGCAAGCGUCUGGGUAUCUUGGACGAGGAUUUCGUCUCCAACUAUACCAACCAGUUCCUUUCUUGGACUUUGGACGCGGACUCGACUGACCCCACGGGUGACCAGAAGCGCAUGGCGCAGCUGCAGGAGAAGGUCGCCGAGGAGGGCGGCUUCAAGCGCCUCGAGGUUAGCUCUGCUGCUUAA
This is a messenger RNA of Penicillium chermesinum, 1017 nucleotides long. RefSeq names its product NMT1/THI5 family protein. Gene Ontology annotation, biological process: thiamine biosynthetic process. Lineage: Eukaryota; Fungi; Ascomycota; Eurotiomycetes; Eurotiales; Aspergillaceae. The transcript is spliced from 4 exons. The record is from RefSeq and is a predicted model, not a curated record. Bases 1 to 1017 code for a protein of 338 amino acids.